AUGACAACCAUCCACGAGGACAUGGACGAGUUCGUCAACUGGGAGGCGGCCGCCGCAGAGGUGGGCGACAUAUUCAACAUGCCCUCCCAGGACGUCUCGCCCACCGACCCCAACCUGGAUCUCGUAUUGGAGAACGUGGAUGACGACGACUUUGGCUUCUUCGCUCUUCAGCACUUCUCGGCAGAGAAUGCGCCGGGUGCCCUGCCUUCGGACAACAACACCCUCAGCCCUCUGGACGCACAACUGACCAGCGACAUGCACCAAUCUUUCAACACCAACUGUACCUUCGAUAAGGAACAGUGCGACCAGCUUGAAGAUUGGUGGGUCGCCCCAGACUUUCCCUGCGAUAACUGCACCCUCGGAGGCUACCAGUGCAAAAAGAUUCGAGAGGGUCGCUACAAAAACUACUGCACUUCCUGUGUCGCUCUGCGAAACGAGUGCAGCUUUGCUACCCAGCCUGACUUGUUCCAAAUGGACAAUCUUCCCAAGAACCCCUGGCCCACCAUGGGAGACCAUCCCAGUGCCAUCCCUCAGGAGGAUGGUGCAAUGCCUGUUAGUAUCCCGGGCUCAUCGACGCCAGACUUACUCAAGAGCCUGGGCACCUCUUCAGAGGAACCUGCCAUGCCGGUACCUAACAAGUCGGCAACUCCAGCCAAAAUUGGCGCCCGUUUCUCGAGGGAAUCGGUACGGAUUCUCAAAAAUUGGCUCUCUACGCACACUCGUCAUCCUUACCCCAGUGAUGAAGAGAAAGAGAUGCUCCAACGUCAGACCGGUCUCAACAAGACCCAGAUCACCAACUGGCUUGCCAACGCCCGGCGUCGGGGCAAGACACAGGCACCUCGCUCCACAUCACCUCACGUCCGCAGCAGCUGGACCGGUCCCAUCGACAUUCCACAGAGACGGGGCACUCCCGCUCCGGAUGGCAGAACGAGCCGCAUGAACCCACUGGAGCGUUGGGUGGACUCUCCGCCCGAAAACGAACCUGCCACCGUCACAGCUAUCGCCCGCGCCGUCGCUUCCAGCUCGGGGGCCUCUUCAUCAGGCCUCAACAGCCCUUACAGCUUCAAUUUCACGGAUGAUGGGUCGGGUAGGUCCCAGUGCAAUGCUUCCUCGGCGAGCAGUGUCGGCACUUCACACUCGUCGGGCGGCUCGUUUGCCUCUGCCUAUUCGCAUGCCUCCCGCGGAUCUUUUGGUUCGUUUGGGUCCUUCAACCGCGGCCGCAGGCGUCGCAGGAGGCGCGCUGGUGGCAAGCCCUCCGACGCGAAGACGUCCCUGGCCACCCCUCUCAAGACUUUCCAGUGUACAUUCUGCACCGAGACGUUCAGAACAAAGCACGACUGGCAACGGCACGAAAAGUCUCUCCACUUGUCAUUGGAGAGAUGGGUAUGUGCCCCUGACGGACCUGUGGCUCUCAACCCGCAGACGAACCAGCUGUCGUGCGUCUUCUGCGGCGAAGCCAAUCCCGACAGUGCCCACGUCGAAUCACACAACCACACGGCAUGCCAGGAAAGAACUCUUGAAGAGCGCACCUUCUACCGGAAGGAUCAUCUCAACCAGCAUCUGCGCCUAGUUCACAACGUAAAGUUUGUGGAUUGGUCUAUGAAAGCAUGGAAGGUUGCCACGCCAGAGAUUCGGUCGCGUUGCGGUUUCUGCGGAGUUGUACUCCCGAAUUGGACUUCUCGUGUUGAACAUCUGGCAGAGCAUUUCAAGACUGGUAAUACCAUGGCGGACUGGAAGGGUGACUGGGGUUUUGAAGCACCGGUGCUCUCAAUGAUCGAGAACUCCAUCCCGCCAUAUCUCAUUGACAAUGAACGAAACACUCCCUACCCGUACAAGGCCAGCGGCGCACCGGCAGAGAGCCCCAGGAGCGCUUAUGAGCUCAUCAAGAUUGAGUUGGCGUACUUCAUGCAGAACCACUUCGACAAGACCGGCCGCAUGCCCAGCGACGAGGAGAUGCAACUAGAGGCGUGUCGUAUUAUUUUCGCGUCUGAAGUCUUGUCCAUCCGAGAGAUUUCCUACCCCUUCUCAUGGCUGCGUGAUCUGAUCAUGUCGACGGAGGAAAUCAUGCGACAAGCCAAGUUCGGUCCGAUGCGUUCGCAGAUUGAAAACAGACUGUCCACCCUGAAAAUUAACGGCAAGGACAACUUGUUCGAGGUCUGCCCGCUCGAAAAUCAGCUUCACGAAUUCGUCAGAGCGAAGCGUCUGUUGGGCCUGACCGCCAUGGACGAAGAGCUCCAGGAAGAGGCUUGUAAGAUUGUGGGACGCAUCGAGGAAGUUUCGACCACUCCCUCCGAUUUCAUCGCCAACUGGCUCGUUAAGAUGAUCUACACCUCGACCGACUGGCUGGCCAAUUUCCGACAGCGCGCACACCUCCCCCGAACCGAAGACAUUGUGAACGCGAACGAACGGUCGACAGAUUUGACCAAAGUCGACUCGACCAUCCACAACUAUAGCAGACUGGAGCGCUCGUUGGCGGACUACAUGAACUCUCAGAGGGCGCUGGGAAUCGAACCGGACGAUGCCGACUUGCAACGACAAGCUCGUAUCAUUAUCUACGAGUUCGACGACGGCUGGAACCAGACUGCUGCCGAUAACCUGGAGUGGUUGGCUGCUUUCAAACAGCGCCAUCAGUUCAGUCCCUCUGCCUCUGGCUCGAGCUGGACUACCUCUCCGGAGGCUCAGUUGGCUGUAGGAGGAAUUCAGCUCUCCGUCUCGGAGACAUCGCCAUCCCAUAUUUCCACCGGCAACGCUGCUUCCAGCCUCAUCUGCCCGCAAAUGGCGGACCCAGCCAUAGGAAGUUACGCUGGCUCCAACUCCAACAAUUCCUCCUAUGUUAAGACCGGUCCCUUCUUCUUGAACGACGCAAACUGCUACCGACGUCUUGCCCGAGAACUCGGUCGUUGGGUUGCAGCCACCAUGUCCCCAAACAACCCGAGCUCCCACGUCCCCACCGACGCGGAGAUUCAACACCAAGCUCGUUGGAUUCUAUACGACGAUGACGACCCAUGGAACCAAACCGCAGCCGACAACGCAGAAUGGUUGCAACGCUUCAAGCGUGACGCCGGCAUCACAAAGGACCCCGGUCCAGGUCUCCCUCCUGGCGACUCCUGGUCCCUGUCACAGGGCGGCACCGGCUUCGCGCCUCCGUAUGCCUUCCCCAAGGGCAACAUGGCCCCCUUCGCCGACAAGUCGGCCAACGUCCCCAUCCGGGACGCGCGCAUGUUCGACACGGACUCGGCCAUCCUCAACAAAUAUCUCGAGACGUUCAAGACCCGCUACGCGAAGCCGGCGACCAUUUUCUGCGCCCGCGAGCUGGAAGACGGUCUCGUCCGCUUCGUUGAGACGGAGUUCGCUAUCACGGGCACUUUCCCCAGCGACGACGCCCUCCGCGCGCAGGCCAGGCUUAUCCUUAAGCAGCCUACGACUGCGGCCGAUGACCAGGUCUUGUUGGACAAGUUCAAGGGCUGGGUGUCGACGAAACAGUCUGAGCAACAACAGCAGCAGCCGCAGCUAUCGGCCUCGUCCUCCACCGCUGCCUUACCCUCUGGCAUGGACUUGACCAUCUCCGACGCGGAAAUGAACAACAUCCUGAAGGAGAUAAAUCUGGAUUUCAGCGCGACGGACCUAGCAAGUCUUGAGAUGAGCAUGGGGAUGGACUUGGGCGGCGGUGCGCCUCUUGGUGGGGGCCCUUCUAGUUGA
Molecule: messenger RNA, 3699 nt
Organism: Colletotrichum chrysophilum
Lineage: Eukaryota; Fungi; Ascomycota; Sordariomycetes; Glomerellales; Glomerellaceae
Exons: 4
Coding region: 1-3699 (1232 amino acids)
Biological process (GO): regulation of DNA-templated transcription
Molecular function (GO): DNA binding
Source: RefSeq, a predicted model, not a curated record